This is a messenger RNA of Sinocyclocheilus anshuiensis, 486 nucleotides long. Its product is annotated as V-set and immunoglobulin domain-containing protein 2-like. The transcript has 4 exons. Lineage: Eukaryota; Metazoa; Chordata; Actinopteri; Cypriniformes; Cyprinidae. The coding region runs from base 1 to 486 and encodes 161 amino acids. The record is from RefSeq and is a predicted model, not a curated record.
AUGGUAUAUGGUCACAUUGUCCUCACAACACGCAUUUUGUUCCAGUACUUUGGAAUUCCUGCCGUCCAAGCCAAGAGGGUGCUAUACUACAAUGGGAGGCUGUACUGGGUGAACUCUUGGGAGGGUAGGAUGGCUCUCGUGCAGAACCCUCCAGUGUCAGGCAUCGCUUCUGUCAGGAUCAUCAGUGCCGAAACAUCUGAUACUGGGCUGUAUAUAUGUGAGGUCACCAACCCAAACGACUGGUCUGGCAGUGGACAAGGUCUGAUCAACCUCACUGUGCUAGUUCCUCCGUCUGUGCCAGUAUGUCAGCUGCAGGGAAACCCCUACAUGGGGAAUGAUGUGACUCUGAGUUGUCAUUCCUCUCAGGGUCUCUCCACACCGAUCUAUUCAUGGCACAGAGAGCAGAACGCAGCCCCUCUGCCGCCAUACAGUUUUAUUGAAGGUAGGAAACAAUCAUUCUGGCACCUGAAAAUAGGGCAUGGAUGA